Messenger RNA from Cyprinodon variegatus (sheepshead minnow), 737 nucleotides. RefSeq names its product apoptosis regulator BAX-like. The transcript is spliced from 4 exons. Gene Ontology annotation, molecular function: protein heterodimerization activity; channel activity; protein homodimerization activity. NCBI's taxonomy places the organism in Eukaryota, Metazoa, Chordata, Actinopteri, Cyprinodontiformes, Cyprinodontidae. Bases 19 to 537 code for a protein of 172 amino acids. The record is from RefSeq and is a predicted model, not a curated record. Gene Ontology annotation, cellular component: mitochondrial outer membrane. Gene Ontology annotation, biological process: extrinsic apoptotic signaling pathway in absence of ligand; mitochondrial fusion; release of cytochrome c from mitochondria.
ACUCUCUACUCUCUCCAAAUGUUUUCUAGUUUCGUCGUGAAGUGGAUUCAGCGACAUGCAUUAAGUAAGGUGCCGAUCCUCCAGGAAGCGUUGGGUGUAACAGCUCUCUGUGACCCACAGCAGCAGAAAGUCUCUGAUGCCUUUCAGGUUGUUGCGGAUGAAGUGGAUGGAGAAGGAGGGAUUAAAAAGCUAAUAGAGGUUCCAUCAUUCACUCCCUCAAAGGAAGUGUUUGUGAAAAUUGUCCGCGAACUCUUUUCCGAUGGGGAGAUCAACUGGGGCAGGGUGGUUACCGUCUUCUGCUUUGCCGGCAUGUUUGUCUUGAAAGCUCAUGAAAGCAAAAUAUGUGAGUUAAUCAAAACCAUAAUCAGCUGGAUCAUAGACUUUUUCCGAGAAAAGGUGCUUGGCUGGAUAAAGGAGCAAGGCGGCUGGGAGGGAAUUUUUUCCUACGUCGGCAUUCCCAUGUGGCAAUUUUUGGGGAUUUUUCUGGCUGGGGUUGUCACCACCCUUGUCGUCGUCCACAAGAUGAGGGCCGAAUGAAGAGCCGACAGGGGCAUGGAAAAAAAACAAAAACAACUGAGUGAGCAGAAGCAAACCAAGAAGUUAAUGGGAGGAUUUACAGAGUAAACAAGUCAAACAAGAGGAACUUGUACAAAGGAUAUUAUUGUUUGUCUCCCAUUCGAGUGUGAAAUGGUGACUCAGACUAUCAGAACUUAUGUUUGAGUAAACAAAAUCCAAGA